Molecule: messenger RNA, 7777 nt
Organism: Cuscuta europaea
Lineage: Eukaryota; Viridiplantae; Streptophyta; Magnoliopsida; Solanales; Convolvulaceae
Source: the annotation of a GenBank genome assembly
UCCCGCUUAGGCAUAAGGUCCAUCUCAACCAUCCCCUCAGAAAGAUCUUGGUCGUCUCUUUUUUCAUCUUUCACAUAUCAAGCCUUCAUGUAUCAAGCCUUCUUCUCGAUCGUCCGCUCAGAAACAUAAUUUCAAUUCACCGAGAAUGUUUUCACCAUCCAAGAACGCCGCCCUCCUUCGUGUAUCAAGCCUCAUGGUCUCACCGAAGGCGUCUCACAUCAACACCGUAUGCGGCAUGGGCUUAGAUCGAGUGAACCUGGUCGGUUCUACCAGGUUUUCUCUCGCACCAUCCAAUUUUUUGCGGCUAUCUUCUCUUCGAUUUCUCUCCACCAUCCAAGAACGUCGCCCUUCUUGUAUCAAGCCUCAUGGUAUUGCCGAUUUUUCUCCACUGGUGUUCGCAUCCUUCAUUCUCGGGGCUAUUGCAAUCAUGUAACUCGAGAGUCAAGAGCCACCGGAUCAUGUAUAGAGCAUGUCACAAGAAGACACAACAUAUACACUGCCUGAAGAAGCAAGGUAUUCCAGGAGGCAAUGUUGCUCUCCUGUAAGCAUGUCUCCACACUGACAAAGGUUGGCGCAGGUGAGAUAACUUUGACUAAAAUAUUUUUCCUUUUUCAUUUUUUCACUGGUGUCUAACAUUGCACUCUAAACUACAACCAAGUCAUAUUGUUUCCAGUUGAUAGGCAGACCUCUCAAAAUUAAAGUAUCACGACCUUUAAUAAACAUUGGUUAUUUUCUUAACUGAACUCAAAUAUUUUAUUUAAUGAAUUGUUCUCAUGCGUUUAUAACUUAAUAGUAAUAUUUUGGCUAUAUCCCGCAUAUGUAUAACAUAUAUAUCAUCACAUUUGCUCGCAGGUGCCAUCCCCUCUUCUCCUAUAUAUUUCAAAUUUGAGGAGCCUCAACAUAAACAUACAAAUUAAAAAUUUGUUUCACUGACACAUGAAAAAUGUAAAACUUAAUUAAAUAUUUAAUCAACAUAGCUCUUAGAAUAGAUAAUUUGAAUAAUAAUGUUGUUAUUUAUAGUCGCACCCCACAAGAGAGAUUAUACUUCUACAUUUCCAUACCCACUCAAUGGUGACUUUUUCUAAUAAAAAAGGUUGACCAUUUUUAUCUGAAUUAAGAUAACGUUAUCUUAAUUAUCUUAUUUCAAGUUUCAGGCUAUACAAAAAGGGUAGACCUCAAAAGUAUCACUGCCCUUAUAAAACAUUGGUUAUUUUCUUAACUGAACUCAAAUAUUUUAUUUAAUUAAUUGUUCUCAUGUGUUUAAAACUUAAUAGUAACAUAUUGGCUAUAUCCUGCAUACGUAUACAUAUAAAUCAUCGCAUUUGCUCACAAGCUAUACAAAGAUAUAAAGAAAGGUUAACUUAGUCAUCUUAUUUAUCAUUCAAAAACAAGUGAUGUAGAAAAUUUGGAAUAAAUUACCAAAUUACGGGAAUCUCCCGUCUGACAAGCCAAAAUACGGGAGUUCCGUUUAGGUUACCAAAUUACGGUAGUCGGAAUUGGCAAUUCCGACUGGUGGAGAAGUCCCGAAUUAGGGUUGAAACCCUAGUCGGAAUUGGGCAAUCCGACUAGAGGUAAGUGCCAAUUUAAUUAAAAAAAUCUAGUCGGAAUUGGGGAAUCCGACUAGGGUAUUUUUGAUUUUUUUUUAAAACAAUGGGUUAAAGCGGAUAAAAUUUAUUAAAAACCUAGUCGGAAUUGGGAAAUCCGACUAGGGUAUUUUGAUAUAUUUUUUAAAAAAUGACGUGUUUAAUUGUGGUUCGAACAUUUUACCAACCGACUCGUAUAUUUGGGAGUUUUUUACCAAAAAGCGGGGCUUUUGGUUCUAAAUUAAUUAAUACUCGGUCGGAAUUUGGAAAUCUGACCAGGAGUUUUGUUUUAAUUUUAUUGUUUGCACUACGUGUUUUAUUUGUAUUCCUUUAUUCUACCAACUGGAUUUAUAUGGUCACCGUACCCCAAUAGCUCCUAUAAAAUGAGUUCAUUUCUUUUCAAAAUUUUCACUCCAAAAAAUAAUCCUUCUUUCUCUCUUGAUAUAUUUAUUACAUUUUCUGUUUAGGCAUUCUCCUCUCAUAUAAAAAUGUCUAGUGAGGGAAAUAUUGUUGUUAUGGUUCAUUGGAAUGGCUCUACAUCUCAAAAAGAUGAUGAAAUAGAGUACUCCAUACCUCCUAGGGCGGUACUAUUCAUUAGUGAAACAGAUGAUUAUACUACUAUACAUGAGAAUGUUCUAAAUCAUGUUAGAGGCGACGGAUUUUCCGAAAUUAAAUUAAUUUACGGAAAAUUGCCAAAAUAUAAGAAUUCUGUAUAUGUUGCUUCUAGACUAUGGCCCAUUCACGAUGAGCAGACAUGGCGUCAUUUUUUCCGGAUCGCUGAAAAUGAGUAUGAGGAGUUGCACAUUUACGUGGAAGCUUCAGCGACCCCACCACAAACUUUGACGUUCCACGGAACUCCCAGAGAGGAAGGCACAUCAUCUGUAUAUGGUCGGAGGAACAACAGCCAAACGUUUCAGAACUACGAAUCUCCUGGUAUGUGUUGUUCAAGUUAAAUAGAAUUUACAAUGAUUUGGUUUUAUUUGUUGUCAUUUUAAGAGUGUAGAAGUAGUUAAUUUAGUAAUUUGUAAAUUUUUUAAUUUAGAUUGUUAAAUAGGAAUUUCAGAGUAAAAAUUGGCUAUCUGUCCGUCACAUCUGCACAAAUUCAAUACUUCUACCUAAUUACACAAGAAACACAUUCUAGUUCAAAUAAAUGAAAUAACCGGAAGUGGAAGUGGAAUUUUAAAAAAUUUUAAAAUUUUAUCUCCUGUCGGAACACCCAAAUCCGACCAGAGCACAAAAAGUUUUUAUUAUUCAAAUCAACUUAAAAUUUUUAUAUAUCGCAUAAAAUUUCAAAUCUCCUGUCGGAACACCCAAAUCCGACCAGAGCACAAAAAGAUUUUAUACUUCAAAUAAACUUAAAAAUUUUAUAUAUUCGGAUAAAUUAAAACCAAAAAAUUCAAACCUUAAUUUUAUUUUAUUUUAGAUAGUGUGUUACAAGGAAUUGUGUUCAAUUCUAGAAAUUCAAGAAUUGUGUUAAAUUAAUAAUUUGUCCCAAAUAAUAAUAUUGAAAUUUAUGAAUGUAUCUACUUUGUACCGUCACAAACUUGGGUGAAGAGUCGGACGACCCAGACUAUGAACAAGGUUUUAGUAGUGAUGUCGGUUCAUCCACGAGCGAUGAUAGUGACGACGUAGUAGACACCACUUGGGCUAAUGUGGAGCUAGAAGAACCAUUUGUUCAAGCAGUAGAUUCUGAGCCUGAAAGGAUCGAAGUAGGCGCAGUUUACUGUUCAUAUGAUGCACUGAAAGAAGCGGUGGCGAGAGAAAACAUUCGUCAAUUUCGUCAAUUCAGAACGGUUGACAAAAGGCCACGGUCCUGGAAGGCGGUUUGCAUAGACCCGACCCUUUGCACUUGGCAUAUCCAAGCAGGAGAAGGUAUGACGUCAAAAAAGAGGAAAGUAAAAAAAUAUCAACCCCAUCACAGUUGUAGGGAGGAUCCUGUCAUGGCUCGGGAUGACAGGCUCCUAACGGCCAAAAUUAUAGCCAGUGAAAUCGCUCCAAAAGUGAAAGUCGACCCGGACUACAACAUUAAACUGAUAAUGUCAGACAUAUAUGAAAAAUUUAAUAUCCGUGUUUCAUAUAAAAAAGCUUGGAAUGGACGCUUGAUCGCUCUGGAGCGUAAAUUCGGCAAUUGGGAGGCAUCAUAUAAUGAACUUCCUAUGUUGUUGGAAGCUAUACAGUUUUCAAAUCCGGGGAUUGUUGUUCAUUUGCAAUCACAACAGGCCGGCACUCCUGAUACGUCUGAAUUCCGCCGAGUGUUCUGGUCAUUCAAGGCUUCUAUAGACGGUUUUAGAUUUUGCUUACCCGUAGUCUCGGUUGAUGGCACUCACUUAUAUGGCAAAUACAAGGUAGUUCUUCUAGUUGCGGUAGCCAUGAAUGCUAACCGUGAGAUAUUUCUUCUUGCAUAUGCUGUUGUUGAGAGUGAGAAUGCUGACAGCUGGUCGUGGUUCUUUGCAAGGGUUAUGCGUGAUGUGGUUGGAAAUUACCGUAGUGUGUGCAUUAUCUCUGAUCAUCAUGCAGGAAUUGAAAGUGCAUUUAGAGCCUUGCGAGAGUUGAGAUCGCCACAAGUUUCAAAGCGUUAUUGCCUCCGUCACAUACGGAGUAAUUUCAUGACCAAGAAAUUUUUUGAGAAUCUUCUUCAUUAAGUCUAGUUUAGUCAUACCAAAUUUCAGAUAAAAAAUUCAAUCGAGAAGGCAGUCAAAUGAAUUUUUGAAGAUAACUGCGCAGUUAGGCAGCACAGUAUAUUUCAGAAAAUCAUUUGACUGCCUUAUCGAUUGAAUUUUUAGCUGAAAUUUAUUAUGCGUAAAUUAGACUGAAUGAAGAAGAUGCUCAAAAAAUUUCAUCAAAAUCUUCCACCGAAAACCGACCAAAUGGCGGCAGACGGACAAAGCCUCCUGUAAAAGAACUUAUUUGCAAUUUUUAUGAAAGUUCAAGGGCUUAUUUGAUAGUUCUCCCUAAAAUAAUUGAAAAGACAAAAGUUAUUGUUUAAAUUUGAGUAUAAUAAAAUGAAAUGUUAUAGACCACAUAUUUGGAGGAUCCAUCUCAUAAGCUACUUUGUUUCGGAGAAACAUCACAUUUUCCACUGCAAGCUUUGGGAGCUCCAAUGAUUCCUUUUGAGUUGCUUGACUGCCAUUCAAAGGUUAUAAUUCUUUUUCUGGGUUAAUGCAUCUAUUCUAGCUUUUAUAAACAAUUUAUGGUUUAUUGUUUAACAAAUACUCUGUAUAAAGUAAAAUACAAUUUCCUUUUUGUUGUUGUGGUGAAGAAUUUCCUAAUCCUAAUUGAAUAUGAAAUAAUCAAAAAACAGAGUAAUCCAUACUUGAAAUUAAAUCCGCAAAAAUUACUCUUUGUCACUCCAAUUGUAUAUAGAAUAGAAAUUGCCCAAUAUAGGAGUAAACAUAAACAUAAUUGCAUAAAUAGGAGUAUAACUUAAAAAUUCCUUCAAUAGGAGUAAACAUUAAUUUUGUACCCUUAAUAUCCCUAACCUAGUUAAUUCUAAAAUAGGACUUAUUUAAUCCUAACCUAGUUAAUUUAUGACUUAUUCGAUAAUAAUAAUUUAUUUAUUUAUUUAUUUAUUUAUUUUUCAAAAAAAAAAAAAAAAAAACUCAAAAAAUUAAAAUAAAAUUCACCGCCGCCUUUGCCGCCUCUGCACCACCACCUCCAGUCACCAGGGGAAAAAAUGUCAAGUUCAUUACGAAUGCUAUAUUUAUGGCAGAAAAUAAUGAAAAUGUUGGCAUUCACAAAGAGAAAUAUGCCAUGUUUUUGGCAUUUUCAGAAAAAAAUGGCAGUUUUUAGGAAAAAUGGAAUUUUUUUCACCACCCGGAGGUGGUGGUGCAGGAAGGUAGUACAGGCGGUGUGAAAGACAUCCAUAUUUUUUUUAAUUUUUUAUGGAGUUUUACUAUUUUUUAUUAAUUUAAAAAAAACUAAUUUUUUUUUAAUUUUUUAUUUUAUUAAUAUUUUAUAAAAUUUUUAAUUAUUUUUCUACGAAUUUUUGAUUUUUUUCGAAUUUAUUAUGAAUUAAAUAUUUAAUUAAAAGUUGUUGGGGCUUAGACUUGGGUAGGGGUAUACUUGUCCAAACACUAAAGUUACUCCUAUUCAAAACAUGGUACUCCUAUUUUUGCAUUUUGCCUAUGUUUUACUCCUAUUUGGGGAAUUCUCUCUAUAUAGAAAAACAAAACUCCAUAUGUACUUAUAUUUAAUCACAAAUCCUUUUUAAAAUGCAUAAGAUUUAAAAUAUGAUCUAAGGUACGUAAAGACAAGCAAAACAAUAAGCACAAAGAAAAUGUAAUGAUUUCCGCUGUUAUUUAUUUGUUUGCUUACCCAUGCAAGCCCCAGGCAUCUAAGUUCUUUGUCAGGAAUCACUAUAACUUGGUCAAGGAAUUACGACUGGCAUGGAUGGGUUAGAUUGUUCUUUACAUAGCUUACUCAGUGCUAAUAUGGUUCCAACUACAUUUUUUGAUAAUGAUGAUGCUUCCAUUUUGCAAUUAUAGAGAGACGUGGAGGAAACUAGAACAUUCUUUCCCACCAGUAAUCCGAUGCUCAUCCAUUUCGAUGAAAUAUACCCAUUGAUCAGAGGUGGAGUUGUGACUAUAGAGAAGGAGGAGCAUUCAACUGAUUCAUAUCGAGGAAUGAAGCAUUUUCGUUCACGUGAAAGUGAGAUCGAAGAAGAAAAAGGAGAGGGAAGGAGUAGGAAACAGAGUGCAGCUUAUAAGGAUGAGGAUGAUUUAUCAGAGAUGUUUGAUAAGGUUUUGUUGUGUGCUGAUAAUUCUCCAUCCGGAGGAAAACAACAACAGAAAGGGCGAAGUGGUCGCAAAGGCCGUGCAGAUAAACGCGGAUAUGAAUUUGAAUUUGUGAAUGUAGAGUCUCUUUUGCUCAGCUGCGCAAAAUCAAUUGCUGCUGCAGAUUACAAGGUGGCAGUAGAACAACUAAAGACGAUCAGGCAGUACUCUUCCCCUAUCGGUGAUCCAAACCAAAGGUUGGCACAUGCAUUUGUUGACAGUCUUGAGGCCCGUCUAGUUGGAACUGAGGCUGAACAGUAUCCUUCAUCAUCAUUUCACAAUAAGAUGGUUGUUCCCGAAAUGCAGAAAUCCCACAUUUCAUCAUAUGUGCCAUUUAUGAGGAUGUCAAUCUUCUUCGCUAAUAGAAUGAUUUACGAAGCAGCGUCAAGCGGAGCAUCACUACAUGUUAUAGAUUUUGGUAUUCUUCAUGGUAUUCAGUGGCCUACUCUUAUUCGAGAUCUUUCGCAAAGACCUGGUGGCCCUCCAAAGCUUCGAAUAACUGGGAUUGAGCUUCCCCAACCCGGUUUUCGUCCAUCACAAAUGGUAUUGGAGACUGGUUGUCGUUUGGCUAAAUACUGUCAUCGCUUUGGAGUACCAUUUGAAUACAAUUCCGUAACAUCAAAGAAUUGGGAGGCUAUUAAGAUAGAUGAUUUGAAGCUUGCGAGGGGUGAGGUGGUUGUUGUUAACUGUACUCUUCGACUCAAACGCUUACUAGACGAGACAGUGUGUGGUGCGGACUGCCCAAGGGAUGGUGUUUUAAACUUAAUCCGGGAAGUCAACCCCCACAUCUUUGUAAAUUCUGUUGUCAGUGCAACUUAUGGUUCUCCUUUCUUUGUUAAUAGGGUCCGGUCGGCUCUCUCCUUCUUCUCUGCUGGCUUUGAUAUACUUGAGACUCUUUUCCCACGCCGCAAUAGUGAAAGGUUAAAUUUUGAACUAGCAGUUCUGGGGCCUGUCAUAGCAAAUAUUGUAGCAUGCGAGGGCAUGGAAAGGUUAGAGAGACCUGAAACAUACAUCCAGUGGCAAAGUCGCAUUACGAGGGCCGGGUUCAAGCCUGUGGUCCUAAAUCCUCAAACUGUCAAAAAUAUAAGAGACAUGGCGAGGGAAGGAUGUCACAAAGACUUUCUGUUUGCUGAAGAUGGUCAUUGGUUUCUGCAGGGGUGGAAAGGUCAGAUUUUGUUCGGCAGCUCCGCGUGGGCCACUCACAACCAAAAUAUCCUUUAGAAGAUCUAAUAAAAGAUGUCAAUUGUCAAAUACAUGGCAUAAGAUUGUCAAGAUGACUUAUGCAAUUACCAUAUUUGCACAAUGUUAUAGCUGCUCUGUCAAGGUCUUGGGAUAUUCCAAGUAAACACUAAUAGAUCCUACUAAUAAGAAAAUUAAAGUCGUCUUUAAGAAAAGAUAUGAAUUAUUUAUGCUGCCUCUUUC